Molecule: messenger RNA, 2048 nt
Organism: Andrographis paniculata
Lineage: Eukaryota; Viridiplantae; Streptophyta; Magnoliopsida; Lamiales; Acanthaceae
Product: diacylglycerol kinase 1-like
Exons: 14
Coding region: 301-1851 (516 amino acids)
Molecular function (GO): ATP-dependent diacylglycerol kinase activity
Source: RefSeq, a predicted model, not a curated record
UUUCUUAAUCCUUCAAGGCCCCCACUGCAUCCCGACGCAAAUUCUUCCCUGCUACAGUCUCCUAAUUCCUAUUCACGCGUUUUCACUUUCGGAUGCCCAAUCGAUCUUCUUCAUUUACUAUAUAAUUAAUUUCAUUAAUUAAUCGAGGUGUCAAUUUUGAAACUUCUCUGAAAUCCGAACGACUUAUCAUCUUCCUGAAGGAAUUUGAAUAUCCUCUGUGUCUGUGGGCAAAUUGCUUUUUGAAUCUUUAUUGAUUUGUUCGGCAGAUUCGGUUGGCGUUCAUCGAUUGCUGUAUGAUUGAUGGUGAGAUCGAAGAGGAUGGCCAAAGACCUGAAGCAAUCAUUGCAUAAUUUGUUCAAUAAAAAUGAAGAGGUUGCAGUUAGUAGUAACGUUGAGGUGGGAAUAUUGAAGGAUUUUUACAUUCCUGAUUACAUACUUGUUCCCGAAUCAGAAAACAAAUUAGAAUUCGGCGUUCCUUCCUGUCCGGUGAUUCUAUUCAUCAAUUCGAGGAGUGGGGGGCAGCUGGGGGGAGAACUUUUGCUAACAUGCCGUAGUAUGCUCAACAAAAACCAGGUGUUCGAUCUUGGUGAAAUGACUCCGGACAAGGUGCUUCGACAGGUUUAUUUCAAUUUGGAGAAACACAAGCAGAAUGGAGACCACUUGGCUGUUGAAAUACAGAAAAGGCUACGGAUUGUAGUUGCCGGUGGGGAUGGAACAGCCGGAUGGCUUCUUGGUGUCGUCUCUGAUCUGAAACUAGCGCAGCCACCGCCAAUAGCUACUAUGCCUCUAGGAACUGGGAAUAAUCUCCCAUUUUCAUUCGGAUGGGGGAAGAAAAAUCCCGGCACGGACCAUCAAGCUGUUAAGGCAUUCUUGGAACGAGUACAUGAUGCGAAAGAGAUGAAAAUCGACAGCUGGCAUAUCCUCAUGCGGAUGAGGGCUCCCCAAGAAGGAAUAUGCGACCCUAUCGCACCUCUUGAUCUACCGCAUUCGUUGCACACUUUUCACCGUGUCUCCCAAACGGAUGAACUGAAUGAGGAGGGUUACCACACAUUUCGUGGAGGCUUUUGGAAUUAUUUUAGCAUGGGUAUGGAUGCCCAAGUUUCAUAUGCUUUUCACACAGAGAGAAAGCUGCAUCCGGAAAAAUUCAAGAAUCAAUUGGUUAAUCAGGCUACUUAUGCAAAGCUUAGCUGUAAGCAGGGAUGGUUUUGCACGCCGCUCACGCAUCAAUCUUCAAGAAAUAUAGCUCAACUAGCAAAGGUUAAGAUCAUGAAAAAGCCCGGUCAAUGGAUAGAUCUGCACAUACCUCAGAGCAUCCGGUCCAUUGUUUGCCUCAACUUGCCUAGCUUCUCGGGAGGUCUCAAUCCGUGGGGAAAACCGGGGAAGCAGAAGCUUCAUUCGAGGGACCUAACUCCCCCGUACGUCGAUGAUGGCUAUCUCGAGGUUGUUGGAUUCAGAGACGCAUGGCACGGUCUCGUCUUGUUCGCUCCAAAUGGCCACGGGACUCGCCUUGCUCAAGCAAACAGGAUUCGUUUCGAGUUCCACAAGGGCGCAGCCGAUCACACAUACAUGAGGAUCGAUGGCGAGCCAUGGAAGCAGCCCCUUCCCAUGGAUGACGACACUGUGGUGAUCGAAAUUUCACAUUUCGGACAAGUUGACAUCCUCGCUGCGGAAAAUCAGUGCCGGUCGAGAAGCAUCAACGCGCCGCAUCCACCUGCGGAGAAUGAAGGAUACAGCAGCAACGACGAUGCCGAGUUCGAAGAAGAAGAUGAGUCAUCGGAGGAGCGGAGGAAAUUUGGCGCGGCCGACACUUUUCGACUACCCGACGACAUUGACAUUUCGCGGCUCAGUUGAUCUGAUCCGUUCAAUGUUCAUUCUUGUACAAAGAAGAGUCGGAAGAGAAGUUAUAUACCUAGUUUGUAGAUUAUUAAGUUGAACUUAAAAUUCACUAAAUAGCGACUGUGAAUCGACAUAUUAUUCAACAAAAUGUUAUAUAAUGUGAAUGAAGAAAACUAAGAAAUGGUCACAAACUAUUAUUAUUACAGCAUCAA